AUAGACAGUUAGGUGUGCUGGCGCUCUGAACUUCUGCGCUUUUAUUUUAUAUACUUUUUUAAUAUUAUUAUUAUUUUAAAAGGGUCCAAACUCUUCACUGGUGGAUAUAUAGUUUAAUUCGUGAACAAUUUGUGUGAUUUUGAUCUGUUUGAAGGAUCUUUGUAAAGAACAGAGCGGAAGUCUGAUCAGAUCCAGCACAGAAAUCGGAUUUAUCAACAAAAAAACCUGUUUUAUUUUUAUAUAUUAUUUUUAAUCCUGUUUUAUACUGCUUUACCUUCCUGUUUGGAGCUUUAAUCCUGGAUAAUAAUCAUGAGCGGGGAAAAUCAUACCGAGAUUGAGCUGUUUGUGAAGGCAGGCAGUGAUGGACAGAGCAUCGGGAACUGCCCCUUCUCUCAGAGACUCUUCAUGGUGCUCUGGCUCAAAGGAGUGACCUUCAACGUCACCACCGUCGACAUGAAGAGGAAGCCUGAUGUUCUGAAGGAUCUGGCUCCCGGAGCACAACCUCCAUUCCUGCUGUAUGGAAGAGAAGUCAAGACCGACACCAACAAGAUCGAGGAGUUCAUCGAGGAGCACCUCUGUCCUCCCAAGUACCCUCGGCUUGCUUCUCGGAACCCAGAGUCCAACACGGCCGGCAUGGACGUCUUCUCCAAGUUCUCCGCCUACAUCAAGAACUCCAACCCCGGCAUGAACGACAACCUGGAGAAAGGCUUGCUGAAGGCUCUGAAGAAGCUGGACAAUUACCUGGGCUCCCCUCUACCUGACGAGGUGGACGAAAACAGCGCUGAUGACGUCACCACCUCGUCCCGCGCCUUCCUGGACGGGCAGGAGCUCACGCUGGCCGACUGCAACCUGCUGCCCAAGUUACACAUCGUCAAGGUGGUGUGUGAGAAGUAUCGGAACUUCUCCAUCCCUCGUACUCUCUCGUCGCUAUGGCGAUACCUGGAUGCGGCAUACGCCCGUGAGGAAUUCUCCUCCACGUGUCCGAGCGACAACGAGAUCUACAUCGCCUACUCGUCCGUCGUUAAAGCUCUUAAAUAAACACCACACACACACACACACACACACACACUAUGUUUAUAUCUCAUGGUUUAUUUUGGCCUGCAUUUGAACGCCUGUAAGUGUUUGAGUGUACGAGUGUUUUCCACUUCAAACCUUCAGAUGUUUAUUCUUCACGGAUGAAGUUUGUGACCUAAAUCAACAAAUUGCCAUCAAUUUUGGGACCAAUUUGUUUUUAUUAGUUUUUUAUUGUGUAUUUCUAACAGCUGAUGGUUGAUCUGACAUCUUCCAACAGCAGCACGUAGAGAGAAAUCCUAGAACAGCAGUGUUACGCCAAAUUCUGCACCCCUGCCACAGGGUGCACCUACCUGUGUGUGUUUUGUGUCAUAUCUAAACAUAAAUCAUUUCAUAUAUUUUUUAUCUCAUGCUUUGCUGGUCGGACUCUUAACGUCGUGUAGAAGAGCUGUGUGAUACCGGCUGCACCUCUGUUACAACCCCAGUCCCAAAAAGCUGGGACAGUAGGAAAGAUACGAAAGUAGAUUUACACUAUAUGGCCAAAAGUAUUUGGACACCUGAGCAUGAGCAAUUCAAAACAAUCGUUGUUGAAACAGAGCGACCUCUGUGUGAUCCUUUCAGCUAGAACGACAGCCGCUCUUCGGAGAAGCUUCUCACGAGACUUUAAAGUAUGUCUGUGGGAAUUUGUGCCUGUGUAUCCAAAGCCUCGGUUAAUUCCAGAGCUGUUGGGUCAGGGCUCUGUGCUGGAGCUUUUCUUCAUGUCUUUAUAGAGCUUUCUCGUGUUGUAACAGGAAAGGACCUUCCCUAAACUGUUGCUGCAAAGUCAGAAGCAUGUAAUGUUCUUUCUAUAAUUGAUUUAUUACACCUGUUAGCAACUAUUGUGGCUAAUGGGCGUCCCAAUACUUUUGUCCAUAUAGUGUAAUUCCUCUUUACCUGCCGUCCCUUUAUUUUUGGUUAAUCUAACUCUGAUGCUCUGAUGAUGGUGUUCAGGUUCAGGUUAGUGUUCUGUAUUACUGCCGUGUUUGUUACGUUCAAUAAAACAUUCCAGACUCGU
Trichomycterus rosablanca is the source of this 2065-nucleotide messenger RNA. It is a transcript of the gene clic1, whose product is annotated as chloride intracellular channel 1. Lineage: Eukaryota; Metazoa; Chordata; Actinopteri; Siluriformes; Trichomycteridae. The record is from RefSeq and is a predicted model, not a curated record. The transcript is spliced from 6 exons. Bases 310 to 1038 code for a protein of 242 amino acids.